Molecule: messenger RNA, 5388 nt
Organism: Tetrahymena thermophila SB210
Lineage: Eukaryota; Ciliophora; Oligohymenophorea; Hymenostomatida; Tetrahymenidae
Product: cyclic nucleotide-binding domain protein
Exons: 1
Source: RefSeq, a predicted model, not a curated record
UUUAAUGUAAAUAAUUAAGAAAUGAGCGAUGCUAGCCCUACUUAAAACACUUAAAUAGAUGAAAUUUUAGAAAAAAAUGAUUAAAAGUAAGCUUCAAAGCCUAAAAAAAUAAUUAAUUCCUCAGAGGUCUUGUUGCUGAAUAAAUACUUGAGGCAAAAUAAAGAUAUAAUAACUUAACAAAAUUAUUAAGAAGUGGCAUACAUUCUGACUAAACUUCCUAUCUUUGAAUAUGUUUAUUCGAUUAAAGGAAUCUAAUUUAUUACUGAGUUUCUUAAAACUGGAAAGCUAUUAGAAAUAAAUGAAAAUGAUUAUACCAUAUUUGAAAAUAAACCAAAUUAUAAGCAGCGUUUCUUUUUACUUAUUAAAGGUUCAGUUGCGUUUGAAGGUACUAUUAAGAAAAAUAAUAAACAAGAUAUUUUAAGUAAAUAUUCUCUUAAACAAUUUGAAAUGUAAUCUUAGGUUUUCUUAACUUCUAACUAUAAUGAUAACAAUUAAAAUAAGAUUGAAUAAAAAAAUGAUGUUAAGAGAUUGAAUAGUUAAGAGUCUGAAUAUGAUAUAGAUUUCGAUGACACUAAAAGUGCUUUAUUUAGAUUAGAUACUAAAAAUUCUGAUACAGAUUAUGAUGAUGAUUGCAUAUCGAUUUCAAGUUUUGGUACUGCUUCCAAAAAAUCUUUGUCUCCUCGUUAGCAAUAAAAUCAUGAAGCCUUUUUGCCUAGCAAAUUUAAUGGUUAAAAAUUAUAAGUCAAUAAAAACUCUACAUUUAAUCAAAAAAGAAGAAAAUCAAAUUAUUUACACAGUAGCGAAAUUAAAGUAAGGGAAUAAGUUAUUGAAAAUUAAAGUAAUCAUUUUUCAAAUUAGGAAAAUUAAAUAAGUGAAAAUGAUUAAGAUUUUAAAAACCAAAUAGGUAAUAAUUAUGUUAUUUAAGUAAACAAACCCAACGAUAGCACUCCUUAAAACUUUAGUGAAAGAAAUGAUUAAAGUCAUAUUUCUAGAAAAAGCAGUUAAAAUAAUUUAGAUUUUUAAUAAAAUGAGUAAUAAGUUUCUAGCCUUUAACAAUUCUUAAAUUUAAAUUCUGAUAAGAAAAUUUAGAGUUAAAGAGUAAUUUAGAUACCUAGUUCUGAAAGGUAAAAUAAGAUAAGAAGUAUUUCUUAAGCUUCAAAAAGAAGAGACUCAAAUGUUACCAGUUUUAGUUAAAAUCAGAGCAAGUUUAGUAACAGUGGAUCAAAUGAUAUAUAAUCUAGUUAAAUCGAUAGUCAAAGGUCGUAGAAUUAAAAAUAUGGAAAUCACUUAUUCGUUCAAAAUAAAUAAAAAUCUUGUUAAUCAUCUAUUAUGAAAAAAAGGUCUAGUUUGAUUAACUCACUUAAACAAUCAAAUAAUAAUAGCAUCAAUUCUUCUUAAGUAUUAAACGAGCAUUAAAAUUCAUAAAAAUCAUUAUUUAAAGGACCAAACAGAUCAAAAAGCUCUUAAAAAAAGUAAAAAAAAACUCAGUAAAUACAAUUAAUUGAGAAAUUUAAAACAUUAAAUGCAGUGGGCACUUUUGGUCACAAACUUAAAUAUGGGAGAUUCAAAAUACAUAGAAUAGUGACAUCAUCGGACAAAUGUGCUUUAAUUAGUUUUGAUAUGAAAGAUUUCUAAGAUCUCAUUUAUGGACUAGAUGAGUCAGACCCAAAGAUCAAGCAAAUUUAAUCCAUAAUUAAUAAGCAACACUUAUUUAAAGGAUGCUCCUUUAGAUAAAUUAAUAAUUUAACUUUGAAAUCAAGAAAAAUAUAACCAUUUAAAAACGAAAUUAUAUAUAAUUAAAAUGAUAAAUCAAAAGGACUUUACUUCAUACUAAAAGGGGAAGUAAAGAUAUUAAUAGAUGCUAUUGAGGAUUUUAUUGAUAAUUAAUAAACUCUGCUUAAAAACCAACCAAAUAGCAAGAAGACACUAGUUUCAUUUUAUAAACAAGAUAGGGCUAGCAAUAAGUCUAUUUCAAUUCCGAUAUCAGGUUUCUAGCAAUAAGAAGAAAGUUAACCCCAUGAGCUGUUUAUACAUAAAAAUAAGAAUAAAUUUUAAAGUUCAUAAUUGAAAUUUAAUGAGUAGCAUAGAAAAGAAGUAGGAAUUUUAAACGAAGGUAACUUCUUUGGGUUAGAAGAUUUAGUACUUGGCUAAGCUAGAUCUUGUACAAUUUAGGUCAAUGGUAAAGAGGCAGAAAUACUAUACAUACCGUUAGACUCCACGGAUAUUUUUACAUACUUAGAUGAUGAAGAAAAAAACAACAUAAUAUUGAAUGCAGAGGAAACUAUUGUUUAAAGAAAAGCUAGGGCAAUAUGUAACACAUCUUACUUAUCAAACAAUCAAUUGUCAAAUUCUUAAGUUGUAGGAGUAAAUCAGAUACCGAACGACUUAAAUUGCAGUAAGUAUGCCCAAACUUAACAGAACUUUAAUCGAUAAGUAAAAUAAGAAAAUACCAGCUUUGCCAAUAAUUGUAAUAAAACUAAUAGAAGUUUAUCCCCAGCAACUUAAUAAUCACCAUAUAAAUAGAAUCAAAAUAUGUGUAUUUCUGAAGAAGCAUUGCAAUUCAAUUCAAAAUCAAAUGCUGCUUUCAAAGAAAAUAACAAUUCAAAUAUACAAAUACCAGCUAGAUUUUCAAAAGCCGCUAAGAUAGAUGAUAUGAUUUAAAGGUAUCCAAAUCAACAAUCUAGAGUAACACCAAAAAAAUAAUAAAUAGAAGUUAUGAUUAACAAUAUGUUUUUAGCAAACGACUAAACCACUAGUGAUUAAAAUAAAUCAAUUUAGACUAUGAAUUCAUAAAAGCAAAACACUGUAAAAAAUUUACAAAUAAAUCAGCUUUUAAAAACAAACAUUAGUUUAAUAGUAGCUGGAAAUACCCUAAACAAUUUACAAAGCACGUAGUAGGAAUAUAAUGAAUAAGUAACUCAGUAAACUCAAUACCUAGAUAAAGAUCAGAUUUAUGACUUACAAAAUAAAAAAGUUUCAAAUAAAUAAGAUUAAGAUGAUUAAACAGCAGAAGAACUUAUUGAUAAUUAAGACAAAAUGAAUGAUUUAAUUUAAUACUACAAUCAGAAAUAAAUUUAGGAUGCUAAAUCUUUAAAAAUGAAGAGGAGAUCUCUGUCCUGCUUUUUCGAAGGCGAAAAUGCUAAUGAUAGCACCAAUUAAAAUGAUAAAAUUGAUAAAUAAGAUUGCAACAAAUUAAAACAAGCUACUACUUUAGAUCCUAAUGAUAUAAAGAAUGAAAAUAUUAUUUGGAAAAAGGACAUAAUUAUGUCUAACACAGAGUAUAAUCAUUUAAAAAUCUAAUUACCUUCUUAAACAAGCAUUAAUUAAUAAAAAACCCACACAGAAUAAUCAUCUAAAUUCUCUGGUAAUUUAAUUACUAAUAUGAAUUAGAGAGACAUUUAAAUUAAUUAGUAAGACAACAAUGAAACUGUAUCUUUUUCAAACAAUUUAAUUAACAGUAAUCUCAGUGUAAAAUAUUCAAAUCCUGUUUCAAUAUAAAAAAAACUAGAUGACUCAUUAAAAUAUCCAAACAAAAAGAUAGAUCUUGUAAGUAACCUUUAGCUUAAUACAAAAUAAAAAAGUGGUAUUCCUUUAGCUGAUGAAAAACUAAAUUCAAUAACUAAUUAAUAUAUUUAAUUAAAACUACCUAUCAAAAAUAGUAAACAAAAGUCUCGAUAAGACUUGGAAUAAACUCCCUCAGUAAAUUAUAUAAGCUAAAAGAGCAAUUAUAGGUACUAAUAAAAAGAUAAAGCUAAAUCUUUAUAAAGCUAAUCAAAUCCUAUUACAGUAAAGAGCUAAGACUAAGGAUUGUCAUAAAAAAUACCACAAUAUGGAAACCAAGUAAAUGAAAAUGUUUGUUAAAUUAGAACAGCUCUUUCUACAGCUUAGAAAGCAUAGAGAAAUUUAAAUACAUCUGGUUCAAAUAGAAUGUCAGCUCCUAAUGAGCGAUCAUUUAGGAUUUAGUAGAAUAAGCUAAAAAAUUAAGAAUCUUAAAUAAAGCAAAACUAAGAGAAUAUAAAUAAUUAAAGCAUGUUUGAGUAAAAUUCUUUAGAAUUCCGAAAUAAGCAGGAAAGGUCAUACUCUAGUUAAGGACAUGCUAGAGUAAAGGUAUUAAGUAGAAGCUAAAAUAGACAGAUAGAAAAUCAGUAACUUAAUUAAAUGAAUUAAUCCUAAACGGUAAAGGCAAUAAAUUUAAAUGAAACUCAAAUAAUUAAUCAUAGUAGAAAUUAAUCUAGAUUAUCUCCUAAUUAAAGAGAAUCUAGCUUUGAAAAGAAAUACAAUACUGAGAAUUUCAGAAAUUUAAAGCAAAUGAAUACCACUGUAUAAUCAUAUCUUACAAUGAAAAAUAUAGAUUCAUACAAUAUGAAUAUUUCUUAGAUGAGUACAAGCUUAAGUAAAAGACCAAACACAAAAGGAAGCUCAACUAGAAAAAAAUAGCAAGGAUUUUCAACAAAUAAUAAUUAGCAUAUAUCUGUAAAUGACAAGUCUUUAAGUGAAAUGAAAAUGAAGUAAGAAUUAGAAAAUAUUAUUAUCAAUCCAUCAUUCAAAAUAAGCAACAAUUUUCAUUUCAUAAAUUCUUAUCUUUAAGAAGAGGAAGGAAUCUUGGAAGGACAUGAGAACAUUUAAAAUUAAAUAGAUGCUAAAAAGAAUAUCUUGAGUCAUUUAUAAUAAUUUUCUAAUAAAGCUAGCUCAGGUAAAGAUAUUUAAUAGUCAGAGUUUCGAAAAUCUUAUGUUUAAAAGUAUAUUUACCCUGAAGAUGAAUUUGCAAGGGAAGCUGACUAAAAAAUUAAAUUGUAAUUAAGUAAAUUAGAAGAAGGAAAAGAUUAAAAUCCUUAUCUUUAAAAUACAAAAUUUGAAAAUAAUUCUUAAACAUCUUUAAUGCUCUUUUAUAACUAUAUAAGAAGAAAAUUAAAGCAUGUCCAUAAGAAUGAAAUUCUUUAUAGCAGAGAUACAACAAAAGCUAAUUCUUAAGACCAAAAAAGGUCAUUUUAAGUGCAGAAUUCUACUGCUGUAAAAAAUAAUUUGAGAAAACAUAAAAAAUUUUUUAAAAGGAAAAAUUAGAUUUAAGAAUUAGAAUAAUAUGCUAACCAAAGUCUUUUGUAUAAUUAUAAUACUGAAUAAUAAUAUUUCCUAGAAUAAAACAUUAAUUAAGAAUAGUUAAUCAACAAAACUAUUUCUGAACUUCCAUUUGAUAUUUAUAUUGAAAAAAACAACGAAUUAGGCUAAAUCAAUGAAAAGUUUUCAAAAAAUCAAAAUGAAGGCUAGCAAAAAACAUAAUCUGAAAUUAAAUAAAGACAAAAAGAAAUUUUAACUUAAAUUAAAACAUAAAAUUAAACUAUUAAAAAAAAUGGGUCUUUACCUAUAACUCCUAUACCUUAAUAUUCAUGA